UCUGCACAGCUGUCGGUUGGGAGACGAUGAUGAUUUUGACGCGACAACCGGGACAAACUAUCUCUCUGAGCAUGUUACUUUUUGUUAUCAGUGGAACAUGGGGAUAUCGCUCUGGAAUUGAAAUGAUUAAUGUGACAUUCUGUGGAAAGUACGAUAAGCCUCCAACGUUAAAAGUUUCUCCAUGGCCUUUCAUUCCUGCUGGAACCCAUUUUAAUUUUAAUGUAACACUUACACCUGCGGUAGAUGUUCUCGAAAUAUUCUGGCAAUACGAACUUAUCUCAGACGGCAAGGUGAUUUUCAAGAAAAUGGACGACAUUGUAUGCGAUGAGGACCCAAUCUAUUGCAGUUUACCUGCUGGUGAAACCAAAGUGUGGGUUCAAUCUGGACAGUUGCCGGCCAUUCCUCCAGGUUUUAAGAAUCGAAUCUACAAGGCGAAAUUUCAACUUUUUAAUGAAGAGGAUAUCAUGUUUCUCUGUGGUGAGAUUGUAGCCAAAGUGAGGUAAGAGACGAACAGGACAAGCGGGAGCCAAGACUCAAGGGAAGCAUGAAGGAAAAAAUAGGCAUGAAAAGACAUGCAAAGAGUGGUCUUGCAACCAAUGAUUCUGUAAACAAAGUUUUAAAAUCUAACAAAAAUAAUUAAAGAUAACUCUAGUAACUUUGAAUAAAUACAUAGAUUACGUUUUUGUGGCGAGGGAAUCAGCUCAUUUGUGAAAUAGCCUGAUAUUUAAAACCGACGUAGAGAACGGGGAACAAUAAGAGGACGGAUCAGUUAGCGUGAAAAACUAUAUACUGCAGCAAGAAUUACUUAGAUUUUAAUGAGAACGAUUGUGCAAGGGAGCAAGCGGAGCAGGUGAGAGCCUUUGAACUCUUCCCUACACACAGCGCUUCCAUGAAACUCAUUAGUUAAAACAAAGAGUUUGGUAAAAAUGAGAUAGGACUGAUCUGUUUGUUUUAGUAAUCUGUUCUUGUGAGUCGCUUGGUGUAUUCAAGACCAGGCCAUUGUUCAAAAAACUUCUUGAAAUAUCAAUUAUGACAGCGCAGUUCAUUGCAUACGAGCAAAACUCAUAACCAAAGGAUGCUUAUUGUCGCUCUCUAUGGUUUUAAUUAUC
Messenger RNA from Pocillopora verrucosa, 1109 nucleotides. RefSeq lists its product as uncharacterized. NCBI's taxonomy places the organism in Eukaryota, Metazoa, Cnidaria, Anthozoa, Scleractinia, Pocilloporidae. The record is from RefSeq and is a predicted model, not a curated record.